UUAUCACCUCUGGUCUCUCUUCUUUCCCUCUUUUUAUCCUUCGCAACUACUUCACUACUUUUACUCUCUCUCUCUCUAGACUUCAUCUUUUUUUCUUUCUCAUCAUCUCCAGCUUUCUAUCACAAUCAUUUUCAGUGGUGGGUUGUCUUAGAUACCCCAGGUUUCAGCAGAGAGAAGUGGCAAAGAACUGAAGUUAGAAUUUGUAAAAUCAUGGCUGAAGCUCCAAAAGUUGAAGAAGCAAUAAGUCAUCAUGAACCCAUGGAUCAACUUCAAGGGUUUGAAUAUUGCAUUGAUUCAAAUCCUUCAUGGGGAGAAGCAAUUGCUUUAGGAUUCCAACACUAUAUAUUAGCUUUAGGAACUGCAGUUAUGAUUCCAACUCUUCUUGUUCCAGCAAUGGGAGGAUCAGAUGGUGAUAAAGUGAGGGUAUUUCAAACAUUACUAUUUGUUGGAGGAAUUAAUACUUUGAUACAAACAUUAUUUGGGACAAGAUUACCUACUGUCAUGGGAGGUUCUUAUGCAUUUGUAGUACCAAUCAUGUCUAUUAUCAAUGAUUCCAAUUUGAGACAAAUUGUUGAUCCUCAACAGAGAUUUCUGGCAACAAUGAGAGCAAUUCAGGGUGCUAUGAUAGUAGCAUCAAGUAUUCAAAUCAUUCUUGGUUACAGUCAGUUAUGGGGGAUUUGUUCUAGGUUUUUCAGUCCACUUGGAAUGGUUCCAGUAAUUUCAUUAGUGGGUUUUGGCUUAUUUGACAAAGGCUUCCCACUGAUUGGAGGGUGUGUAGAGAUUGGGGUUCCAAUGCUCAUUUUGUUUGUUGGUUUAUCGCAGUACUUAAAGAACUUGCAGGCAAGACACCUGCCCAUUAUGGAGCGUUUCUCCCUCAUUCUGUCAAUCGCAAUUAUAUGGGCUUAUGCACAAUUGUUGACCGCAAGUGGAGCAUACAAACACCGUCCACACUUGACACAAGUUCACUGCAGAACUGACAUGGAAAAUCUCAUUUCCGCUGCCCCAUGGAUCAAAAUCCCAUAUCCGCUUCAAUGGGGUGCACCUACAUUUGAUGCCGGUCAUGCAUUUGGGAUGAUGGCUGCUGUAUUUGUAUCUUUGAUAGAGUCAACUGGAGCCUACAAGGCUGCCUCCAGGCUAGCAAGUGCUACACCUCCUCCAGCUUAUGUUCUUAGCCGUGGGAUCGGGUGGCAGGGAAUUGGAAUUCUAUUGGAUGGGCUUUUUGGAACCGGAACUGGUUCUACCGUGUCUAUUGAAAAUGUGGGUCUUCUGGGAGCUACACGAGUAGGGAGUCGAAGAGUUAUUCAAAUUGCAGCUGGUUUCAUGAUAUUCUUCUCAAUCUUGGGGAAAUUUGGUGCACUAUUCGCGUCAAUUCCAUUCACCAUUUUUGCUGCCAUCUACUGUGUAUUGUUUGGACUUGUCGCAUCAGUUGGGCUGUCAUUUUUGCAGUUCACUAACAUGAACUCAAUGAGAAACUUGUUCAUAGUAGGCGUGUCACUCUUCCUUGGUCUAUCUGUUCCAGAGUACUUCCGCGAAUUCACUGCCCAGGCUAAUCAUGGCCCUUCCCACACUGGGGCUGGAUGGUUUAACGACAUCAUCAAUACCAUCUUUUCUUCAUCCCCGACUGUCGCUCUGAUGGUAGCUGUUUUCCUCGACAAUACACUCGAUUAUAAGGAUGCUGCAAGAGACAGAGGAAUGCCAUGGUGGGUAAAAUUCCGAACAUUUAAAGGGGAUAGCAGGAAUGAGGAAUUUUACACUCUACCGUUCAACCUCAACCGUUUCUUCCCUCCGGCAUGAUUCAUGCCAUGCAAGAAGAAUGAAUUGAGAAAAAGGUGAAACUAAUUUCGCUAGAUAGUAAAAAGAGGAUAUCAAUGAUCACUGACGUCUCAAUGGAAAAGAUUAUGAAGGCAUAAUUUUGUAUGUUCUUAGGCCAAAAGUAGCAUAGCUGCUUUAAUUUUUGCACUGAUUUUUAUUUAUUGUAUAUCAGUGUGGUUUAAUCCAAUAAAACGGUUAUUUAUUUCUU
Molecule: messenger RNA, 2020 nt
Organism: Papaver somniferum (opium poppy)
Lineage: Eukaryota; Viridiplantae; Streptophyta; Magnoliopsida; Ranunculales; Papaveraceae
Product: nucleobase-ascorbate transporter 2-like
Exons: 14
Coding region: 211-1794 (527 amino acids)
Biological process (GO): transmembrane transport
Cellular component (GO): membrane
Molecular function (GO): transmembrane transporter activity
Source: RefSeq, a predicted model, not a curated record